AUGCAAACACGUCUUGUUUUGGUACUGCUUGCCCUGGCUCCGCUCGUCCUUGCCAAGAAGUUCAAGGAGGAGGAAAAACCGGCUUGGGCCAAGAAGGAUAUACGAGACUACAGCGAGGCGGACAUGGAGCGUCUGCUUGAUCAGUGGGAGGAAGAUGAAGAGCCCCUUGAAGAUGAUGAGCUGCCUGAGCAUCUGCGCUCCCCCAAAAUAGAUCUGAACAAUCUGGACAGCAAGAGCCCCGAAGACCUGCUCAAGGUAUCCAAAAAAGGACGCACUCUGAUGACCUUCGUUUCGGUGACCGGCAAUCCAACCCGGGAGGAGAGCGACACCAUCACCAAGCUGUGGCAGACCAGUCUCUGGAACAACCACAUCCAGGCGGAGCGCUAUAUGGUCGACGAUAACCGCGCCAUCUUCCUCUUCAAGGAUGGCACACAAGCCUGGGACGCCAAGGACUUCCUCAUCGAACAGGAACGCUGCAAGGGGGUAACCAUCGAGAACAAGGAGUACCCAGGCGUCAACGCCAAGAAGGACGAACUGUAGGCCAGUUGCACAACUUCUUCAAAACAUUCUCAUGCUCUCAAGUAUUUACUUUUUAAGCUCAAAGUUGAACAAAUUUAAAUAAAUCGAAAAUUUAAAUAUAAUUUAAA
Drosophila santomea is the source of this 647-nucleotide messenger RNA. It is a transcript of the gene boca, whose product is annotated as LDLR chaperone boca. Lineage: Eukaryota; Metazoa; Arthropoda; Insecta; Diptera; Drosophilidae. The record is from RefSeq and is a predicted model, not a curated record. Gene Ontology annotation, biological process: protein folding. Bases 1 to 540 code for a protein of 179 amino acids. The transcript has 2 exons.